Molecule: messenger RNA, 6182 nt
Organism: Patiria miniata (bat star)
Lineage: Eukaryota; Metazoa; Echinodermata; Asteroidea; Valvatida; Asterinidae
Product: ATP-binding cassette sub-family C member 9-like
Exons: 33
Coding region: 228-5021 (1597 amino acids)
Biological process (GO): transmembrane transport
Cellular component (GO): membrane
Molecular function (GO): ABC-type transporter activity; ATP binding; ATP hydrolysis activity
Source: RefSeq, a predicted model, not a curated record
ACGGUUACGGGGCAUACAUUUCUAACCAAACCACGAUUGGAGAUAGCAGAAAAUGGAUUGACGAUACAACAUUUCCUCAAAUUUGGACAAUUUGCUGAAACACUUUGAUUCCCUGUUUUGGAGUACAACAGUAACUUAAAAGAACGCUGAGGGCUGGACGCAUUUGUCAUAUAGAAACACCGGCCCUUCAUCGACCCCAAGCCCCUUCCGAAACGGACGGCGCUGCCAUGGCCGAAACUGCCAACUUCACAUCCCCGUGGUUCUGCGGCGCGGGUCCCGCCAACGACAUCCGCAUCCAAUCGGUAGACUACCUCCUGCAAUCCUGCGUGCUGAACGGCCUGUACUGCCUCCCCCACGCCGCUCUGGUCAGCCUAGCCACCGUGAUCCUCAUCUACAAGCGGUUCCACGUCCAGGAGGUUACCUCUCUAUACUCCCCAAUCGCCGGGGCCCUGCUCCGGCUCCGCUAUCCGUUCCACGACAUCCGCUGGAUUUUCCUAUUGGCCCUGGCCCUGAUGGCCUUCAUACAGAUCGGGGAGGGAGUUCUGACGGACACGCUGGUCUUGGACGGGAGCGCCCACCCUCAGCUCUUCCUGCCCGGGAUACUGGCCCUGGUCGCGUCGAUUGUCGCCAUGGUGUUCUACAACUACACAGAGCUAUGGGACCGGCCAAUUAUGCUUUUGGUUCAGUUUGUGUACUGGUUGGCCGCUAUCAUCAUGGAGAAGCUACGGUUUCACGAUCUGAGGAAAAUCCCCGAGAUGAACUUGCUGGUACUGAAGUAUGACAUCACGCUGGUCAUGCUCAUGAUAUACGUCGUGUUUGCCAUCAUGGACGGCUAUCUCAUCAUCAACCGGAUUCUCCUUAGAGGUAAACUCAAGCUGUUGACCUACGGCGGGCGCGAUUUUAACGCCGAUGCCAUGAACCCGGACGUGAAGUACCGUCACCAUUACACAAACUACGCCUCCUCGCUGUCCCUCUGGUGGCUCAACCCGCUCUUCAAGAAGGGGUACGAGCGCCCCCUGGAGGUGGCCGACCUGGGCGAGCUGCCCACCCGCUUUAAAUCCGAAGUGGUCGUGGACGAAUUUCAAGAGGAGAUUUCGAAAGAUUUGAUGAGCAAGGACUCAGUCGAUAUUCACGAUGCUAAUUUCGUGAAGAUCUACGCUAAACUUCACGGUGGUGACAGCGCCGUGGCGGGGGCCCAACGGUUCGCGGCAAACUCGCUUCUACUCACCAGCCCACUUCUACUGCAGAAAAUCAUCGAUCAGAUAACACUCGUGUUUACCGAUGACCAACAACCGAUAGACAAGGCAACUGGAUACAUCUCGGUGUCUGACGCCGUUCAGAACGUCUUUGCUCUCGUCCUCUUGCUCUUCAUCAUCAACUUCAUCUCCGUCAUUCUUAAUCAGAAGCACUCCCAGACGAUGUUCCACGUCAGCGCUAAGGUGCGCUCUGCUUUACAGGGAACGGUCUACUUGAAAGCACAACAGCUUUCCCCGACGGCGCUGAACAGCAAGGACAUGAGCACCGGCAAAAUCACCAAUCACAUCGGCGCGGACCCCAUGAACAUGCAGCUCUUCUUCAUGUUCGUUCAUUUCUUAUGGACCUCACCGAUUCAGCUGAUAAUAAUGUUGUGCCUGUUGGCCAACAUCCUGGGGCCGUCCGCGGUCCUUGGUGCAUUCAGCUUUUUCAUCGCCAUAGUACUGCAAGGAAUCGUCGCCAAACGGAUCGGCAAACACCAAGCAAAAGUCAUGGGUCACUCGGACAGUCGUCUGAAGGAAACCCAUGAGCUUCUGCAGGGCAUCAAGCUGGUCAAACUGAACGGAUGGGAGCAGACAUUCCAAGAUCGCAUCAACCAGUCCAGGGAUAGUGAGGUCAAUGAGCUGUACAAGGUCGCUGGAUUGUCCAGUACCAUGACUCCAUUUGCUGUCGCUGCCGGAUGCUUUGCCCUCGUUUUGUCCCUUGGUUUCUACUACGUGUUCGAAGACAAGCCCCUGACCCCUCAGAUUCUCUUCCCGGCGGUCUCCCUCUUCAAUGCGAUGGCUGGCCCGCUCAUGACCCUUCCCGCGGCGAUUAUGUUCACCAUCAACGCCUUCAUCAGCCACAAGCGGCUCAAGAAGUUCCUGCAGGCGCCGGAGAUCGAGGACAAGAUCAAGGGGAAGUUCAACUUCGCCACGGUGUCGGCCAAGGACACCUGUCACGGCGGGGAGCAUCGGCACGAUGAGCUGAUGGACCGUUUAAAAAAAGCUGGAGGCUCGUACGGUACGUUCGACAGUGAUGCACCGUUACUAAAGGCCAUUCCGGAGCCGGACAGGCUUCCUGAAAAUGUGGCCAUGAAGAUAACACACGGAAGUUUUGCGUGGGAAGGUUCGACCGCGCCCAUCCUAACAGAUAUCAACAUAGAAAUACAAGCAGGCAAGUUGACAGCUGUGGUGGGAGAAGUAGGCAGCGGCAAGUCGUCGCUCUGCUCAGCUCUGCUGGGAGAAAUGAAGACAGUGUCUGGAGAAGUCAUUUGGAACAGUGAGAGGCACUCCAUUGCCUACGCCAACCAGAAACCAUGGCUAGUCAACGCAUCUUUAAAAGACAACAUCAUCUUCGGGGCGCCGCUCGAUGAACGGAGAUACAACACAGUGAUUGAGGUCUGCGGUCUGCGUCAAGACAUCGAUAUGCUCCCCGCUGGAGACAGGACGGAGAUUGGCGAGAAGGGAAUCAACCUGAGCGGUGGACAGAAGCAACGAGUCAGCAUAGCCAGGGCGGUUUACAGUCAUUCAGACAUCGUCCUUUUGGAUGACCCACUUUCUGCCCUGGAUGCUCACGUGGGCUCACACGUCUUCAAGGAGGCACUGAAGAAGUUUCUUAUCGGAGAAGGCAGGUCCAUUAUUCUCAUCACCCACCAGACCCAGUUCCUGCCCGAAGUGGCCUACGUCAUCAUCAUGAAGAACGGGAAGGUGGCGCAGCAGGGCACACCGGAAGAGAUCAAAGCAGCCGACCCGGACCUCUACGAGAGCUGGGCGACCGCUGCCACGGCUACCAAGGCUGCGGCGACUGCAGAGCAGUCAGAUAAGGACCAGGGAAUCGAUAAGGACAUCAAAGCUCUGAGGGAGCAGAUCGAAGAACGAGAGAAGGAGAAGAAGUUCCGCAAGGCCUCGCGGCUGAGCAGGGCAAGCAGUUUCCUGGAGGAGGAAGAACCUAUGGAUGAACAAACGGGCUUGUUCACCGCCGAUGAACCAGGCACGGAAGAAGACGAUGGCAGUACCCUGAUUAAAGCCGAGGAGCGCAGCAAAGGCUCAGUCUCCUGGAAGGUCUACUACUAUUACCUGAAGGCCGUGGGGCUCAAGACUGUGCUGCUGGUGUGCUUUCUUUACCUCGGCUCGUUCCUGUUAACCACUGCCAACCAGCUCUGGUUGUCUAACUGGUCCGAGGCAGGGCUGGACACGAAUCUGACAACGUCGGAGAUGCAGCAAGUCAGCAGGCAUUACAUGGUUGGAUAUAUCCUCCUCAGUCUGUCAGUGAGCGCCUUCUCCUACCUGACAAGUGCCGGAACCUUCUUCUCCUCGCUGAAGGCCGGCAAGACCAUCCACAAGAAAGUGCUGCAGAACAUCACGCAGUCACCAAUGAGGUUCUUUGACACAACUCCCAUUGGCAGAAUCUUGAACAGAUUCUCUGUGGACACAAAGAUGGUUGAUCAGACCAUUGGCAGUUCGUUAUCGCUGGUGAUGCAGUUUGCCCUGGCGACCUUUGUUGGUCUUGUAAUCAACGUGAUCUCCGCCCCUUUCUUCCUCGUGGGCAUCAUACCCAUUGGCAUACUGUAUUGGUUUGUCACGUCCUACUACAUCUCCACAACACGAGAGCUGAAACGUCUGGAAAGUAUCUCACUAUCUCCCGUCUACUCUCACUUCACUGAGACUAUAUCAGGGCUGUCGACUAUUAGAGCUUACAAUAUGCAAGCAUGUUUUGCGGGUAGAUCCCUCGAUAAGAUCAACACGAGCACGGUGACCAGCCUCUACCGGCAAGGCUCCAACUUCUGGCUACAGUUUCGUCUGGGCUUUAUCGGUGCCAGUAUUAUCGUGCUCAGCGGUAUCGUCACCAUUUCCACAUUUUUCCUGGGCGGUUUGGACCCGAGUCUGGUUGGCCUGGCAAUAACAGUGUCGCUCUUUUCAUCCCAGCAGUUGAUGCAGCUGGUGACCCAGUCAUCUGAGCUGGAGAUGCAGAUGAAUGCCAUAGAGCGACUGCAGUACUUUGCUGAACUCGACACAGAGAAACAAGAAGGAGUGUUCGAUCCACCCGAUGACUGGCCCUUCCUCGGCGACAUCACGGUCAAGAAUGUGGAGAUGCGCUAUGCCAAAGAGCUGGAGCCAGUGCUACAGGGGGUAAACCUGCGUAUCAAGGGCGGCGAGAAGGUUGGUAUCUGCGGACGGACCGGAAGUGGGAAGUCCUCCAUGAUGUUAGCCUUCUUCCGCAUCAUUGAAAAGACCACGGGUGAUAUCUACAUCGAUGGUGUCAACAUUGACCACGUGCCGCUCGCAACCCUUCGUCAGAGACUCUCCAUUGUGCCUCAGGAUCCUACACUCUUUACCGGCACCGUACGGUUCAAUUUGGAUCCGUUCGAUAAAUGCACAGAAGACGCAAUCUGGGAGGCGCUAGGUAUCGCCCAGCUGAAGGGAACAGUCGCCAAUCUUCCGAAGGGUCUAGAUUCUGAGGUGAGUGAGGGCGGUGAGAAUUUCAGCGUUGGUCAGCGGCAGCUGUUCUGUCUGGCUCGUGCCUUCCUGCGCAAGUCCCGUAUCCUCAUCAUGGACGAAGCCACCGCCUCCAUCGACAAAGAAAUGGAUGCCGUUCUGCAAGAUGUGUUGUUCACUGCAUUUGCCGACAAAACCGUGUUAACAAUAGCACAUCGGGUAUCGACUAUCCUGAACUACGACACCAUCAUCGUUCUGAGCGAGGGUAAGGUGGCCGAGUGGGACAGUCCCAAGGCCCUCCUGGACAAACCGGAUAGUAUCUUCUCUUCGCUCGUCAACAAGGACAAGUAGCAGCGUUCACAUGACCUAUAACGAGCACCAUACAGUUGCUUUCAACAGACUAUAAUGUUGACGAAUGAGGAGGAUAUAUAAAGACGCCGUUUUCCGUAAGGCGUCGUUAGAGCUGUUUAGUAUGGUCAAAGCACGUUAUUGGGAGUCUGUCUUCACUCAAAUUGACCUAAACUUAUACAGGCCUAUAAUAUCUGACGCUCCAUGUAGAAACAUAUUUGUGCGAUGUCAAAAUUGGUCUCGACUAUACAGCACUGAUUAAGACAAAAAUAGUGCAUCGGCAAAUUUUAAGACCAAACAAAUGGUGUUACAAUUAUUACCGUUUUUUUACAUAUCACACUUUGGUCCGUGAACGAGUAGGUGAAAUGAAUGUUUAAUGCCUCCUUGCCUUUGAAACUUUGACUUUCGAAAUAAAUUCUGCCAUGGGUUUUAAUCCUCAAUGUUACGAAUGAGAUGAGAGGUAAUGAACAACGAAAGUUAGUCCUUAUUAGUUUAUUAUUUUGUGAAAAGAACAUAAUCAUGUGCAUAAUUAGUCGUAUUUAUUUAUUUAUUUAUUUCAAGAUCUACAAAAUCUCAGCUCAAAGGUUGUUUACAUUAACGUUAGAAAAUAGUAUAAAAAAAACAGUUAUUAAAAUGGUAAAAGAGUAAAAUAAACAAUUCAGAUAAUUUAGAAAUAGGCCUAUUUUCUAAAUUCAUAAAUACCUAUAAAAAAAUAGUGUACAUAUUCCUAUUAGUAGAGAGCCCGUCACAUGGACGGUCUUAAACAGUUGAUGAAACAUAUUCUUACAAAAAUUAGUUGUAUUUAUGCAACUUAAUUGUAAAAGUAUUACAGUAGUUCAGGUAUUCCAAAGAGUCUAUUGUACGUUACAUAUUAACUCGCUGCCCGAUCUAAUAUUGUAAUUUUUAAUCUAUUUUAAAUUAUUAUCGAAGUUUAUAUGAAGGUAUUGUGGGGACUUUUUUUCGUAUAGGCUGCUCAAUUUCUUGAAAAAGGCCGCAGAGUCGUCAAACCAGAUCCUGUAUACGUAUGAGGACUGGCCGGCAGGGGUAACUCUGCAGAACGCGAGUAAUGGCUGUGGAUGACAGUACAGACGAUCCGUUCGUGUUGUUUACUGUUUUUGAGGAGAUCAGACUAAAUAAAAGAACUAUUCCCCAACAUUGAAUCCA